AUGCGAAUCUUUCAAUCUAGGACCGGAGGUGACUUUAUUGUUUACACUCUCUCUGGAGAAAGUGGGAUUGAAGAAAAUAACCAACUAAUCACCAUCAAAAGGGAUAUGCCAGCCCAAGCGAAACGCAGCCGUUUUAGCCUGGCUUGUUUUGCAAGAAGACUAGAAGACCUUUACAAAAAGCACGAACUUCUCUCUCUUCGCAAGGCUGCUCUCUCUCUCUCUCAGACACUCGGUUUUGUUAGAUCUAAUUCUAAUCGAUCCAACAUGUUCCUGACCAGGACUGAGUAUGAUCGUGGGGUGAACACAUUUUCUCCCGAGGGUAGAUUGUUCCAGGUGGAGUAUGCAAUUGAGGCUAUCAAGCUGGGUUCAACUGCAAUUGGGAUAAAGACGAAAGACGGCGUCGUGCUGGCUGUUGAGAAGCGUAUUACUUCACCACUGUUGGAACCCAGCAGUGUUGAGAAGAUUAUGGAAAUUGAUGAGCAUAUAGGAUGUGCCAUGAGUGGGUUGAUUGCUGAUGCACGUACACUUGUCGAACAUGCACGAGUUGAGACUCAGAACCACAGAUUCUCAUAUGGUGAGCCAAUGACUGUGGAGUCCACAACACAAGCACUUUGUGAUUUGGCCCUUCGAUUUGGUGAAGGAGAUGAAGAAUCCAUGUCUCGACCCUUUGGGGUGUCUCUUCUCAUUGCUGGUCAUGAUGAGAAUGGGCCAAGCCUGUAAGUAUCAGAUAAUUUCACAAUGUGUUGGCUACCUGUGGACAUUUCUUUCAACGUAUUAG
Molecule: messenger RNA, 778 nt
Organism: Theobroma umbraticum
Lineage: Eukaryota; Viridiplantae; Streptophyta; Magnoliopsida; Malvales; Malvaceae
Source: RefSeq, a predicted model, not a curated record